CAUCGCUCUUCUAUGUUAGCUUCCUCUGUCUUCCUCCUCAGCUGUGCUUCUUUGCUACAUUUCUUCCACUUAAAACUAUAUGUUAUCUUUAAUUAACCGAGUGCCUGGUAGCAGAAGAAAUUGGAGAGACAGACAGCAAAAAAAGAUACAACUACACAAUUAAAAUACAGAGUCUGCUGAGUUUAGUACGCAGAGACUGCUAAGGUGUUUAGUAAGCCUUUUUGAGGUUAAUGCAUAGCUUGGUGAGCAGACUGGAAUAGAAAUGGAGGGAAUGGAUUUUGAGGGUAAGAAGUCCAAGAGGUACUGCAUGAAGAAAAAGCAUGUAGUCAUCAUUUGUGCAGUGGUGGCUGCUGUAGGUUUAGCUGUAGGACUUGGCGUGGGAUUGAGCAGACCUGAGCCCUGCCAAUCUUCAGGAGGAACAGAAAAGCCAGCACAAAAGCCAACAGAAUCCCCUGCGACCUCUUCCCCAGUGCAACUGGGCCACUGCCCUCCCAAAAAUGAUCAGACUGGAGAAUGGAGACAUUUCAGGCUACCGACGUACAUCAUCCCAGAACACUACGACUUGGAACUGAAGCCAGAGAUGGCUGCAGAUACUUAUACAGGGACAGUCAACAUCUCCAUGAAGCUGGAUAACCAUACCAAGUACAUAUGGCUUCACCUUCGUAACAUUGAGAUCACAGCAAUGCCCAUGCUCCGGAGAUCCUCAUCGGUACUUGCGGUCCAGCCCGAGAUUGCAGUGAAACAGUGUUUUCAAUACCAGCCUCAAGAAUAUUUGGUGAUUGAAGCAGAAGAAUACCUAAUGCCUGACACCAUAACUACCACCUAUAUACUGACCUUGAAGUUCCAAGGCCGGCUGGAUGGCUCCCUGGUUGGCUUUUACAGAACCACCUACAUGGAGAACGGGACAACCAAGAGCAUUGCAGCCACAGAUCAUGAGCCAACUGAUGCGCGGAAGUCCUUUCCUUGCUUUGAUGAGCCAAACAAAAAGGCAACUUACAACAUAACUAUCAUCCAUGAAGAUGCAUACAAAGCACUUUCAAAUAUGCCAGUGGAGCAAAUCAUUCCACUGGGUAAUGGCUGGACCAGGACUACUUUUCAAAAAUCUGUUCCCAUGAGCACUUACCUGGUAUGCUUUGCUGUGCACCAGUUUAGCUUUAUAGAAAAAAUAUCUGCCAGUGGAAAACCGCUCAGGAUUUAUGCACAGCCACAGCAGAUACACACAGCAGAAUAUGCAGCAAAUGUUACAAAAAUUGUAUUUGACUUCUUCGAACACUACUUUAACAUGAGCUAUUCUCUUCCAAAAUUAGAUAAGAUUGCGAUUCCAGAUUUUGGUACCGGUGCUAUGGAGAACUGGGGUCUGAUCACAUACAGAGAAACAAACCUACUUUAUGAUGCUAAAGAAUCUGCCUCUUCUAACAAACAGAGAGUAGCAGCUGUGAUUGCCCAUGAGCUGGUUCACCAGUGGUUUGGGAAUAUUGUGACCAUGGACUGGUGGGAUGACUUAUGGCUAAAUGAAGGAUUUGCCAGUUUCUUCGAGUUCCUGGGAGUAAAUGCUGCAGAAGCUGAUUGGGAAAUGCUUGACCAGGUUUUAAUAGAUGAUGUACUUCCUGUGAUGAAGGAGGACUCUUUGACAACUUCCCAUCCUAUUGUGGUCAAUGUUUCAUCUCCAGCUGAAAUAACAUCUGUAUUUGAUGGAAUAUCAUACAGCAAGGGUGCAUCAAUUCUCAGAAUGCUUCAAAACUGGAUUACUCCAGAACAUUUCCAAAAAGGAUGUCAGGAGUAUCUAAAGACAUACCAGUUCAAGAAUGCAAAGACAGAUGAUUUCUGGGGAUCCCUGGCAAAAGCAAGUGGUCAACCAGUCAAGGAAGUGAUGGACACCUGGACCAGGCAGAUGGGAUAUCCUGUCUUAGAGUUGUACUCUAAUUUAACCAUCCAACAAAAACGUUUUCUCUUGGAUCCCAAGGCACAUCCUUCUGAACCACCUUCUGAAUUAGGUUACACAUGGAAUAUUCCAGUGAAAUGGCGUGCCGGGAACACAACACUGACAUUUUACAAUAAGUCAGAGUCUGCAGGAAUUACCAUAAAGCCCAUCAACCUACCUCCCAAUUCUUUCUUGAAAAUAAAUACAGACCAUGUUGGAUUUUAUCGUGUAAAUUAUGAGCCACAGACAUGGAAAGAUUUAGCCAAUUACCUGAUUAAGAACUACCAGUCAUUUUCGUCUGCUGACCGUGCUGGAGUUUUGGAUGAUGCCUUUUCUUUGGCAAGGGCUGACAUUGUGAAUUACUCUGUCCCUCUGGAUCUAACAAAUUAUCUACAAAAUGAAACGGAAUAUUUACCUUGGCAGAGAGUUAUAGUGGCAGUAACAUAUCUCAGUGACAUGCUUAAAGAUGAUAAAGACUUGUACCCUGUUUUCCAGAACAUUUUUCAGACUCUUGUUAAGCCCAUUACACAGCAGCUGGGUUGGAAUGAUGAGGAAGAUGGUCCUGGAACACAUGUGAGAAGGCUUCUUCGUGCCUCUGUUUUAGAUUUUGCGUGCAGUAUGGGUGAUCAAGAUGCCUUGAAUAAUGCUUCUAAAUUAUUUGAAGAAUGGAUAAAUGGAAGAAGUCUUCCUGUAAAUCUCCGGCUCUUGGUGUACCGCUAUGGGAUGCAGAACUCUAGGAACGAGACACAUUGGAACUACAUGUUUCAGAAAUACCAAACUACUCCAUUAGCUCAAGAGAAAGAAAAGUUGCUGUAUGGCUUGGCAUCAGUGCAGAACAUCACACUUUUGGACAGGUAUCUAAAAUACAUUUACAACACCAGUUUUAUUAAAAGUCAGGAUGUGUUUACUGUACUGAGGUACAUCUCCUAUAAUACUUAUGGCAAAAACAUGGCAUGGGACUGGAUACGGCUCAACUGGGAAUACUUAGUUGGCAGAUACACUAUCAAUGAUCGAAAUCUUGGACGAAUAGUAUCAAUAACACAGACCUUCAACACUGAAUUUCAGCUUUGGCAGAUGGAAAAUUUCUUUGAGAAGUAUCCUAAUGCUGGAGCAGGAGCAGCACCCAGGAAGCAGGCCAUUGAAACAGUGAAGAGCAAUAUUGAAUGGCUAACACGAAACAAGAAAGAAAUAGAAGCAUGGCUAAAACCUUAAUGCAUUACUUCCAACUUGCAAACCCCCCCCCCCUUAAAUUGUAUGCACUGAGACCCAGGUCCUGAAAGCAAUGAGAGUUAGGGUCUAGGACUUACUGUUUCUUAAGUAAAGGUGUUGUUACAUGUUCAAAUUCACACAUGCUAACUCUAAGGAAUGUUAGGUGAUAUUAAAACUAGCAAGUGUUAUGAGCAGUUGCGCAUUAAGGAUUAAUACCCUCUCUAACAUGUACAGCUCUGACUUGCUGUUAGAGGACUGGCAAGCAAGGGUGUGGCUAGGGGCUACCAAGUCUGCCUUGUAGCUGCCCAGCUUUCCAGCAGCUCCAUGCCCUCCCCUCCUCACAGCUCCUCAUCAGCCUCCCAUUCACCUACCCCUCCACUUUCUCCACUCAUUUGUGGCCUGGCUCUCCCUGGCUCUGUCAAUCUAAGGCAGUAGAGUUUCAGAUGCUGUCUGUGGGGGUGGGUGGGAGCAGCGCACCCUGGGAUACUGGAGUACCACAAAUUGCCAUUAUUAGCCCCAUGGAAGGGACUGGCAUUACUGCAACAUGAGCUGCCUAACACCAACUGGAGAUAAUCCUUGCCUACAGAAGUGUAACUUUGAGGUGUUCAGAGGGCACUUAGCUUGUCUUUUCCUGCCUUAUUGAAUGGACACUCCCAUCUUAAGAGUACUUAGCAUGUGCAAAAGGUAACAUUUAACAACACCAUAAAACACUGAGAAGUCGAUUUUCAAACCACUCUUUGAAUUGUGUGCAAUUGCCAGAUCACAACCUGCAAACACUUAUGCACCUGAAUAACUUUACCCAUGUAAGUCCUUCCACUAAGAUACACGAUACUGCCUGUAGAAGUAAAGCUACUCAGUGAUGUAAAAAUUGGGCAUUUCUUUGUCCAGCUGAUUUCUUUGUCCAAGUGAUGGCAAAAUUGGGCAUUUCUUUGUCCUGCUGAUUUAUAUCCAUCUAGACAAAGGCAGCCACAUAAAAGUAUUUAAGACACUCAGGGAUCCUUUCAAAAUGUACUUUUUAGGUUAAUCAUUCCAAAGAACAGCUAAUUGAGCAGUAAUUUGAACUUGUUUAAAAACCACUUUGUAUAUUUAUAUCUACAAAAAACCCCAAAUGUUUAGGAUUGAGCUUUGCACUCUUAUUACUAAGAAAUGCCAGUUACUCUUGUCUCUGGUACUGGUACUAAAGGGAUUGACAUUACUAUUUUAACUGAUUUUAUUAUUUGGCAUUCUGUAAGUUUUAUAUUUUGGUGGCAUUUGUAUGAUCUCUACACCCUGUCAAACAAAGAGCCUGUGACAGCAGGCACCGUAGACAAGUAAGGAGGCCUGUCACCUCUUCUUUCUUUGUGAAAACACAAGGGAACAUGAAAGCUCGCCUACCAGUCUCUCUCAAAAGCAGAUCAGUGGAGUGAGAUUGAACCUCCUUUCUCUUUUUGCCCUGAUAUACCCCUAAGGGAGAAUAUUGCUGCAGAGGGAUACUAAACUACCUAAGACUGAAAUGAGCAGGGCUUUUAUCAAACUGCCUGCCCUACAACUCCCUUAAACCACUGCAAGGAGGCCAGAGAGCAGCUUGGCUGACCUCAAGUGAUUAACUGUGAAAUAAUAAACAUUUUCCCCAACUUUCAAAAGUUAGAGAGUCAGGAAUAGUGAAGCUCUAUUCAUUAGUACUCCCUUCUACACAUUUCAGACUAAAUCAACCUUAGUAUGCUUGGAUGGCUUCAUGGGAGAUCAGAGAAUACUAGUGAUCUAAUCUAUUGCUCUGUGAAAGGAAGUGUCAGCCAGCAUUCUGCAAAUAAACUUUUAAGGUUUUUUAACUUCCAGUGAUUAUAACUUGCUACCAACAUUUGCUGCUAUUCAGAAAAAGCACAAGGCAAGAAGCCAGGAGAUUUCUUCAAAGCUUUUGCCUUUGAGUAGCUUCACAGUCUGAGAUGGGUAGUGAAAGGGAAGCAAGUGGUAUACAAAACCAAAACAUGAAUGAUAGAUUUUCACAGUGCAGGAGCUAUUCAAAAUGUACUUUUGUGUUUCCAUUUAAUGAGUUCUUGUCUGCUUGCCUACUUAACAGGACCAGUAUGUAUCACAGGUAUCUUAGAUCCAGUCAACUUGUCUUUGUGCUGUGAAAGACUUUGGGAUUUAAAUACAAACAAACACACUGUGGUUUCAGUGUUUUAA
Messenger RNA from Gavialis gangeticus (Gharial), 5293 nucleotides. It is a transcript of the gene ENPEP, whose product is annotated as glutamyl aminopeptidase. Gene Ontology annotation, biological process: peptide catabolic process; proteolysis. NCBI's taxonomy places the organism in Eukaryota, Metazoa, Chordata, Crocodylia, Gavialidae. The record is from RefSeq and is a predicted model, not a curated record. The transcript is spliced from 20 exons. Bases 263 to 3133 code for a protein of 956 amino acids. Gene Ontology annotation, cellular component: cytoplasm. Gene Ontology annotation, molecular function: peptide binding; zinc ion binding; metalloaminopeptidase activity.